This is a messenger RNA of Thrips palmi, 2517 nucleotides long. Its product is annotated as basic proline-rich protein-like. The record is from RefSeq and is a predicted model, not a curated record. The transcript has 6 exons. Bases 951 to 2006 code for a protein of 351 amino acids. NCBI's taxonomy places the organism in Eukaryota, Metazoa, Arthropoda, Insecta, Thysanoptera, Thripidae.
UACCGCAGCACAACUCGUUCUAAGUCAAAAACAUUAAAUCGCAUUCAAACUUUUGUGCGCGAGGAAGUGGCGCGCAUCCCUUCCGUUCUCCGCCCUGUGCAUCCCCCACCCCUUCUCUGCCGGGCGCCGCCGGAACCUUCCAGAACCUUCAUUUGCCGUCUCGUCCACGUCGAGUGUGUUGCUAAGUCGUUGACGUGCUGUGUAAAAUGUCGGAAUCAGACGACUCUAUUUUAUUGGAUGUUUCGGGGGCCAUCUUCGAGGGUCCUGAACUGACGGAAGAGGAGAUGUUAAGAGAACUCCAAGAGGGAAUGGAGGACAAUUACCAUUUGGGACUGAAUGUAUCGAUGGCUAAGUUAAGCGCGACUUAGUGAAUCGAUACACAGUGAGUAUGUUCCGAUUUUAUCACGUUUUUUGGCUUUGUGGCCUGUGCCUUGCGUGCGUGAGUGCAUGCGUGUGUGUGUGUGUGCGUGUGAGCAUGUCGAGUCCUGCCUUGCUUGGCCGUGCCAUGGCCCUGCAGCAGCACUUGUUGCUUUUGUUUACAUCCUCUUCUUUCAUCUGUCGUUCGCGUGUGUGUCUCUUUGCUGCACAAAUGCUUAGUGCUUUUCCCUUUCGCUUGCGAGUUGUUUCUCUCGCACUCCCUUCCCGGCCCCGCCGGACACAGGUGCCAGUUGGGCUGCCUACCUCCACGGCGCGCUGGCCUGUCGCGCGAUGCCGACACGACGGGAUGCCGACCCACUGGGCGUUAAUUUUGCGUUCCAUGUAAGGACGAUGAGUCUUCCUCAGCGUCUGACUCCCCCGAUCUCCAACUGCAAUCAACCAUCGGAGGAGUCUCUCCUCGCAGUGCAGGGGCAUCUCCCCUCGGGGAACUUCCUCCUCCGUCUCCUCUCCCUCCUACUCCUGAGCGCACUGUUUCUUGGACAGCGUCUGAAGUGGCUGAGGCUGGUGAUGCCAUGUGUCGAGAACUCUUUAACUCUACUUUGAAGAGCUCUUCACCUUCGAGUGAGGAAAGCUCUACUAGCUGCAGUGCGACGGACUGCAGUGCGACGGACUGCAGCGAUAGUGAGAACUCCUCCUCGCCUGUCCAGGUCCUUUACGUGACGAAUCGCGCUCCCUUCUCCGUCGUCAAAGCGAGAUUAGGGCCUUCCGAGAUGGCUGCGCCCUCCACCACUGCUGGCACUCCUGCGCUCGCCUCUGCGGUCGCCUCAGGAGCGACCGCUGUACCCGCCGCAGUCGAAGCAGCCAAGGACAGCGAGGCCGCAGCCGAGGCACCCGAGGACAGCGAGGCCGCAGCCGAGGACAGCGAGGCCGCAGCCGAGGACAGCGAGGCCGCAGCAGAGGCACCCGAGGACAGCGAGGCCGCUCCCCCACAGAAAAUGCCUCGCAUUUCUGCUCUUCUGCGGUUGGGACCGCGCCCCCCCGUACCCACCCCGCCUAUUCCUCUUAUGGAUGUGCCAAUACAUCCACUCCACCAAGCUGGCCCACACCACUCUGCCCCUAUGCCCCGUGGCCCUUUUCCCCCUUUUGGGAAUCAGCUCCCCUUCAACCCCCGACCCCCCGCCCCUAUGCCCCGUGGCUUUUUCCCCCGCAUGAGGAAUCAACUUCCUUUCAACCCCCGACCCCCCGUCCCUAGGCCCCGUGGCUUUUUCCCCCACAUGAGGAAUCAACUUGCUUUCAACCCCCGACCCCCCGCCCCUAUCCCCCGUGGCUUUUCCCCCGCGGCAGUGGCACGCCAGCCUCUCCCUCCCCCCUCCCUCCCCCCUCGUGCUAAAGACGUCAUUCUAGCCUCUCUUCCCCCACGCCCUGAAAAAGGGGUUCCCCCCACCCCCCAACCCCCGCAACCUAAGAAGAAGCAGGUGGCUAAAAGAACGGGGGGUCACCCCGAUCAGGACCCCUGCGUACGAAAGAGGGGCCCCCCUCCUCCCCCUCCUUCAACUGGGGCGGCAGCUGCACGCCAUUGUGAGUUUACAUGUAUAAUUUCAUUUUCUGAUUUUAUUUUUUUAAAUUAAGAAAUUUUUUUUGCAAGUUAGCUUUCAGUCACCAAAAUCUCAGGUACUGUUUGGUGUUUACAUCAUUAAGCUGACAUGGUUUUCAUUCAUCUAAUUUAGUUGCAUUAAUUUUGGUGUGUUGCUCUCAUUAAGUUUCACCUAAUAAUCGUUCAAUUUACCGAAUCUAAUUUUGUGUUGGUUUCAUUAACUGCCCCUUUCAUUUUCUAAGGCGAAGCUCAGCUCCAUCUUUUCCUUAUCAUUUUGCAUUAUUAAGUUCAGCAUAAUCUUGUUUUAGUGGUGGAGUAAAUAGUUGUUACAAUAUUUUAAGUUUGCUAACUCCGUCUCUGGACUCGGAAAAGGUUUAAACUUUGUUUUCACCUCCAGGACUUAAAAAAUUUUAUUAGGCAUGUUAAUCUCACUUAGGGGAAGGUACAUUGAAAGGAAACAGUAUCAUUUUAUUGCUCUUUAUGUUAUCUGAGCAUUGGUUUAGUAGUGUAGUGUAUGGGACUUGUAUUAGUUCACUUGAGCUCUG